AUGGUUAAAGAGCUCAGCUCGAGUACGGAUGGAGGUUGAUUGAUAAAAGUAGCCUACCAACUCUUGCCGGAAGCAUAUAUUUCCCGGGAAGGACGUAGUCUCCUUUAGUCUUCGACAAAUAUUUAACAAAGCAUGAACAUCUCAGAGAUGUCACACAUUGGAAGUCCUGCAUUAUAGUCGAGUAGCUCACUACGUUGUCCAGCUGGUCAGGCAAGUUAGCAACUGUAAUUGAUUGGGAGUGCUCAGCUAACAAGCCGCGUAGCUUGUAGCCUUAAGAAUCUUUGACUGGUUUGCUGUGUUUUCAGACAAGGUGUAACAGGUUGCUUGUUAGGCUACCUUACAUUCAUAAGACACGUUUUGCUGGAAAAGAAGGAGACACAACUGUGGAGCUCAGAGUGCCUCCCCCGCAGCGUGAAUGAGGGAGCCAUGGCAGACCGCACCCCCCCACUGGAGUCUGGCCAGCUGCUCAGUCCCGAGCUCCCUCUUCUCACCUCCCCCCCGCCCCCAGCAAUGGUCAAUGGAGAGGGCCCCCAGCAGGUAAUCUUAGUGCAGGUAAACCCGGGUGAGGCCUUCACGAUCCAACGAGAAGAUGGUCAGUUUCAGUGUAUCACAGGUCCUGCUCAGGUUCCCAUGAUGUCCCCAAACGGUUCAGUGCCUCCAAUCUAUGUGCCUCCUGGCUACGUUUCACAGAUUAUUGAGGAGAAUGGGGUACGGAGAGUUCUGGUGUUACCUCAGACAGAGUUUCACCCGGGGGGGCACUCUCCCUUGCACCACCCACCCCCUCCACCACCCCAUGCUCAUCUGCCUGCCUUCAUCCCCCCUCCCCAUGCUAUGAUGCCCCCUCCCCAUCACCUGUACUCAGGCAUGGCCGGCAGCGCUGGGGACAUGAACCCUCAGUACAUCUCUCAGUACCACCCAGCCCACAUCUACUCAGAGCCGCUUUCUGCAGAUAAUCACCCCACACACGGGCGGCCAACGUUUGUUCACAGGGACGAGAGAACGAACAAAGCCCACGAGCGUCUGCAGAAGAAGCUCAAAGAGAGACAGGGCGGCCAAGGGGGUGGGCUGGGCCCCACCAAGGACAGCCCCCCUCCCUCGCCGCAGAAGAGCCGCGGGACCCCCCCCGCGGCCGACGUCCAGAACGGGCUGGGGGGUAAAGGGCUGGAAGAACAGGGCCAGAGCAGUACUACAGUGGGUAGUCUGGACAAACCAGGCCCUGGGAAAAGCACAGAGCCUGGAGAGCUUGAUGAAGAGACCAAGGCUCUACAAGAACUGUUGAACAGCAUUUGCAAGCCAGUGGUGACGGACAUUCAGGCGCGGGGGGCCUCUCUGAGCUGGGUGGCGGUGGGAGGACCCGAGGGCGAGGGAGAGGAGGGCGAGAGGAAGGACGGAGAAAAGGCCACGCCGGAGCUUCGCUUUACCUACGAGGUUUCGGUCUCGUACAACGGCAAAGACGGCAAAUAUGCGACAGCGUACGGCGGCGAAGAGCUAAGUGCAACGUUAGACAAUCUCAGACCAGCAACAGAUUACCACGUCAGGGUCCAGGCCCUGUGUAAGUGUUUACAGGGCAGCCCGUCAGAGCCCGCCAGCUUCACUACACUCAGCUGUGAACCAGACACCCCCAGUCCGCCCAGGAAGGCCAGCGGCACCAAGAGCACCCUCGUUCUACAGUGGAAGGCUCCGUGUGACAAUGGUUCAAAAAUCCAAAACUACAUUUUACAGUGGGAUGAGGGGAAAGGAACAGGCGUGUUUGAACAAUGCUAUUAUGGACCUCAGAAGCAGUACAGGGUGACCAAACUCUCACCAGCCUCCAGAUACUCCUUCCGCCUCGCCGCCAAGAACGACAUGGGCACCAGUGAGUUCAGCAAGCCGGUGGAUUUUUUCACGUCCUGCAGCGUGCCCUCACCUCCGGCCUGCCUGGAGCUGGUCAAGGCAGGGGUCACCUGGCUCUGCCUGCAGUGGCAAAGGCCAGCCGGCUCGCCGAAGGAGGACGACAUCGGCUACGUCCUGGAGAUGGAGGAGGAAGGCUCGGGCUAUGGCUUCCAGCCGAGCUACGAUGGAGACGAACUCUCGUGUACAGUAAGGAAUCUUCACAGAAGCACCAAGUACAAAUUCAGGGUGGCAGCCUAUAACACGGAGGGGAAGAGUAACCCCAGUCCAGUGGCCGAGUUUACCACGGCUCCAGACAGACCCGGCUGCCCCGCCAGGCCCACGGUGAAGGGCAAGCCGCACCCUACCAGCUUCAAACUGUCCUGGGAUCCUCCUAAAGACAACGGUGGCUCUGAAGUGACUAAAUACGUCGUGGAGUUUUCUGAAGGCUUGGCGGGGUCGUCUUGGGAGCUUGUAUAUAGCGGCUCAGUCACGGAGUGUGUGUGCGAUGGUUUGAAGCCAGGCGGAUCGUACCAAGCAAGAGUUUAUUGCAUCAGUGAGGGAGGCCAGAGUUCUCUGUCAGAGACCCUGCAGGUCCAGACUCCAGCUGUACCACCUGGUCCCUGUCUACCCCCCAGGGUGGUGGGCAAACCCAAAGCAAGAGAGAUUCAGCUACGCUGGGCUCCUCCUCAGGUGGAUGGAGGCAGCGCAGUGUGUGGCUACAGUGUGGAGAUGUUUGCUCCUCAGUGUGAGGAGGGGAAGGAGGUCUACCAGGGACCUGAGCUGGACUGUACCGUGGGCAGCCUGCUACCGGGUAGAGUCUACGGUUUCCGCCUGCGCGCCGCCAACAAAGCCGGGUGUGGACCCUUCUCAGAACGGACAGAGGUUACCACAGGACCAGGGGCCCCCGAGGCGUGUCGGCCCCCCCACGUCGUCUGUAAAUCCCCGACGUGCGCGGUGGUCAGCUGGGAGGUUCCGCAGUGUAACGGCGCCCAGGUGUCAGAGUACCGGCUGGAGUGGGGGGCGGCAGAGGGCAGCAUGCAGGUGUGUUUCACGGGAGCCGCACUGAGCCACGAGCUGAAGGGUCUGGCCCCAGCCACAAACUACUUCUGCAGGGUCCAGGCAGUGAACGUCGCUGGCGUGGGACCCUUCAGUGAGGUGGUGCUGUGUCAGACGCCCUGCUCAGUGCCUGCUGCAGUCACCAGCGUGCACGCUCUCAGAGAGUCGGAGAUGAGGAUAGAGGAGGUCGCUGCGGAGAGAGGAGAAGACGAAGACGAGGAGGAGGAGGAGGAGGAGGCCGCGCCGCAGCUCUACUCUCCGUCUACCUGCCUGGGUCUCCGCUGGGAGGCUCCCUGUGAUCACGGCUCCGAGAUCACCUCUUACCUGAUCGACCUGGGAGAGAGACAGCCUGUUCUCACCGGCCCCGUCACCAAAUACAUCAUUCAGAACCUGCAGCCUGACACCAGCUACAGGAUAAGGAUCCAGGCCCUGAACAGCUUGGGCGCCGGCCCCUUUAGCCACACCUUUAAGCUGAAGACCAAGCCCCUCCCACCGCUCCCCCCUCGCCUGGAGUGCACCGCCUUCAGCCACCAGACCCUCAGGCUCAAAUGGGGCGACGGCCCGGCCAAGACCGCCUCCUCCGACUCCCUGCAGUACCAGCUCCAGAUGGAGGACAAGAACGGGAGGUUUAUAUGCUUGUAUAAAGGGCCGUGCCACACUCACAAAGUGCAGAGGCUGAACGAGUCUACCUCUUACACGUUCCGCAUCCAGGCCUUCAACGAGGCGGGAGAAGGGCCUUUCUCCGCUGUUUACACGUUCACCACCCCCCGCUCACCCCCCGCCCCGGUCAAAGCUCCGCGCGUGGAGCGUCUGGACGAACACUCCUGUGAAGUCACCUGGGAGGCCCUGGCGCCCAUGAAAGGAGAUCCGAUCAUCUACACCCUGCAGUGUAUGUCAGGAAACUCUGACUUCAAACAGGUGUACAAGGGCUUGGCCACCUCGUACCAGAUGUCGGGCCUUAACUCGAACAGCGAGUACCGUUUCCGCGUGUGCGCCAUCCGGCAGUGCCAGGACGCUCCGGAGCUGAGCGGUCCGUACAGUGCCACUGUCACCCUCCUGCCCCAGCGCAGCGAGAGCGUGGGACCGGCCAGCGGCUCCAGGACGGUGGAGACCCAGCGGCCCGCCCGAAGCCUGACGGACGAACAGUGCGCCGCCCUCAUCCUCAUGCUCUUCGCCGUCAUCUCCAUCCUCAUCGCUUUCGUCAUCCAGUACUUUGUCAUUAAAUGAGGCCCCCCACCCCCCCACCCCACCCAGUGCCGCGAG
Molecule: messenger RNA, 4191 nt
Organism: Chanos chanos (milkfish)
Lineage: Eukaryota; Metazoa; Chordata; Actinopteri; Gonorynchiformes; Chanidae
Gene: fndc3a
Product: fibronectin type III domain containing 3A
Exons: 26
Coding region: 427-4155 (1242 amino acids)
Molecular function (GO): protein binding
Source: RefSeq, a predicted model, not a curated record